This is a messenger RNA of Aethina tumida (small hive beetle), 1069 nucleotides long. Its product is annotated as kallikrein-13-like. Gene Ontology annotation, biological process: proteolysis. The transcript has a single exon. Gene Ontology annotation, molecular function: serine-type endopeptidase activity. The coding region runs from base 23 to 1039 and encodes 338 amino acids. Lineage: Eukaryota; Metazoa; Arthropoda; Insecta; Coleoptera; Nitidulidae. The record is from RefSeq and is a predicted model, not a curated record.
AUAACUGACGCGGCAAAAACGGAUGUGCAUGCUGCAUCUGUACUGUUCCGCCGCCAAAAAAUGGGUAAAACUUCGACGGCGGUGGAGUAGUGGGCGAGAGAUGGAUAAAACCGGUGCAACCAGCGGGUGUCCGUCGAAUGUGGCGAGCGUCGCGUGCGUGACCAUGUCUGAUCUUCUCUUCGUCGUGCUCUGCACCUUCCUGUUUCAAGCGGACGGUUUCUUGCUCGGCAGAAGCGGCGGCUUUCCGAAGUUCCCAACGGACACAUGUGGCUCCAGGUCCGUCCAUUGGCAUCCGGAACGGGAACCGAGGGUUGUAGGUGGUGAAGAGCCACCCUACGGCGCGAUACCAUGGCAAGUCGAAUUGAGAAUCGGCAACGGUCACCAUUGUGGCGGCGCCUUAAUCAGCAGACGGUUGGUUUUAACCGCCGCCCAUUGUAUGGCGGAUGGUCUGACUGUGGUGGCCGGCGCGCACGGGCCUCCUGGUUCGACCCCAUACGAACAGACCGUCAAGGUGGAGAAACUGAUCCCGCAUCCGGACUUUCGCAAGCUGGGACCGUAUAGUCACGACAUCGCUGUGCUUUUGUUGGCAUCUCCUGGCGUCAAACUCAACAGGUUGGUGAGACCAGCAUGUUUCGCUUAUGAAUCUCCACCGCCCGGAACGUGGUGUGAAGUCUCGGGUUGGGGUGCAAGCGAUCCUUUGGCUCCUGAUCGUCUGUCACCUGUUUUAAAAUCGGCAGCCGUUCCUCUUUUGUCACUGGACACUUGUCGCAAAGAUGGAAUCUACGGGGGUCGUCAACAGCCCAUUCUAGACUCUAUGCUUUGUGCAGGCCAUUUAAGAGGAGGAAUUGAUGCAUGCGGUGGUGAUUCUGGAGGUCCAUUGGUUUGUGAAAAAGAUGGACGUCAUGAACUGGCAGGUAUCGUUUCAUGGGGUGAUGGAUGUGCCAAAAAGGAUAGACCUGGUGUUUAUACCAGGGUUUCUAGCUUUUUGCCAUGGAUCAGGGAAUGUGCUCAGGAUUUAGGAGUAGAUUAUGACUUCUAAGUUCUAGAUUUAGUUUAUAUUUUUUAUACA